AUGUCGAUGUUCAAAAUCCUAGCUUUACUCUUCGCUUUAAGCUUUGAGAUGCAUGUAGCCAUGGCUGCAGAUUGGAAUUCAUCCUUUUCGUUUGAUGAGUUUGUAAAAUCUCCGAGUUUUCACAAGAAUGUUGCUCUGUUCGGAGAUUCGAAGCUUGUCAGUGACAGUUCUUCGAUUCAGCUGACUGAGUCAGUGAGUGGAAGCAAAGGACGAGUCUUUUACAAGAGACCCAUCAAGCUUUUCAAAGGUAAACAGAGGAAUUCGGUAUCUUUCUCGACUUACUUCUCGUUUUCCAUGCCCAAUGAGAUUAGUGAUGUCUUGGGUUUUGUAAUGGUUCCAAGUAGUUUGGAUCUUAGUUUGUUUGGUAAGAAAGAUAAGAGUUCCUCUGCACUAGGGUUUCUAUUAGAACAUGCGAAGAACGAGACAGUUGUUGCUUUUGAGUUUGGUAUAUCCAAGAGAGGAAACUUUGCAAGGAUCUUAAUUGGUAGGCCUGAAUCUGCUAAAAUUAGAAACCUUUCGUUUGUGGGUGAUUUGAUGAUGAACAAUGGAGGGAGGUUGAGCUGUAUGAUUGAGUAUGAGGCAAGUUCUAAAAGGAUGACGGUUCGAUUCAGAAAAUCUGGUUCGGUGAAACUGUUCGAUCCAUUCUUCUCUUUCUCGGUAGACUUGGCUAAGCUAUGGAAAGGUGGUGAAGUCAUGGUGGGUUUAAGCUCUGCAAAUGGGAACUCGUCCAAUGCACAUUUUCUCCAUUUAUGGAACUUUGAAAUCAGGCAUCCUCCUCCGAUGCGGAUGCAUUCAGAGCCACUUGUACCGACUGAAGUUUCCGUGGAAGAGAAAGAGGGCCGAGGAGGAAGCGAGGAUAGAUGGAGAAUGGUUGGUGCAUUGUUGUUGGGUGUAGUAUGUGGAACCAUGGGGACAAUGUUGGCUUUGUAUCUCUGGACAAUAUGCAGUGUUAGGCGGUCAAUGGUGGUAGUUCCAGAGGAAUGUGCUAUGAAAACAGCUAUUGAAGAAGGGAAGAAGUAUUAG
Arabis nemorensis is the source of this 1023-nucleotide messenger RNA. NCBI's taxonomy places the organism in Eukaryota, Viridiplantae, Streptophyta, Magnoliopsida, Brassicales, Brassicaceae. The record is from the annotation of a GenBank genome assembly.